Molecule: messenger RNA, 827 nt
Organism: Nezara viridula (southern green stink bug)
Lineage: Eukaryota; Metazoa; Arthropoda; Insecta; Hemiptera; Pentatomidae
Source: the annotation of a GenBank genome assembly
AUGGCCCUUGGAAGGCCGGGCGGACACAACGGAGGCGGUGGAGGUGGUGGUGGAUACGGGGGCGGCCACGGGGGUGGCGGCGGCGGUGGAGGAUUUGGAGGUGGCCUCCAAUUAGACAGUUAUGCCGCACCCAUUUCCGGCGGAAGUGCGAGCGGAGGCGGAUACAGCGCCCCCAGCGGCGGGGGCGGUGGUUUCCCUUCCGGUCCUUCCCCCCAGUACGGACCCCCGCAGGAAGCCCCCGUCGUCCAUAAACACGUCUACGUCCACGUCCCGCCUCCAGAGCCUGUGUACGAAGCCCCAAGAAGGCCACAGCCUCCACCACCUCCACCACAGAAGCACUACAAGAUCGUCUUCAUCAAGGCCCCAACUCCGCCACCACCAACCGUACCCGACAUCCCAGCCCUUCCGCCACCAGCUGAGCAGAAGACUUUGAUCUACGUGCUCGUCAAGAAACCCGAUGAAGCGCCAGAGAUCACUAUCCCAACACCGGCACCCACACAGCCAAGCAAGCCUGAAGUAUACUUCAUCAGAUACAAGACUCAGAAACAGGAAGGCUACGCUCCCUCUGGAGUCCCCCAGAGCGAGUACGGGGCCCCUGCCUCAGGGGGCGGUGGUGGUUCUGCCCCGGGUGACAGCUACGGGGCCCCCGCCCCUUCGGCACCCUCGUCCCAAUACGGUCCUCCCUCUGGCGGCGGCGGAGCUUACUGAACACCAACGGCCAUCGAUCAAUCAACACUUCUUCGUACCUUAUAAAUAAUUGUACAGAUUUUUAUACAUAAUUAUUUUUAUAUAACUCUUUAUUAAGUUUUUUUAUAAUAAAACAUUUU